Molecule: messenger RNA, 1778 nt
Organism: Verruconis gallopava
Lineage: Eukaryota; Fungi; Ascomycota; Dothideomycetes; Venturiales; Sympoventuriaceae
Exons: 2
Coding region: 399-1061 (220 amino acids)
Source: RefSeq, a predicted model, not a curated record
GCGCGACGCCCGAGCCUGAACUCUCACGCUUGCAUCGCCUUGCCCAACCACGCCGUCAAAUCCUGCUCCACCCCCUCACCUCGACUUGCUCCGUGCAAACGUCUGCGCGAUCCCUUCUUGUUCUGCGCCGACCCCGUCCUUCUCGUCGACCUUUCGCUCGUUACACGGCCCAAGCAGCGUCGGCGGGAAACUCUCGCCCAGCAGGCCAAUCACGCUUCCGCAUCCGGCAACGCGUUUCUUGGGCGUCGGACAGGACUCCCUAGCCUCUCCCGCCAGACUUCGCUCGACCGAGUCGCCUCUCGCACUUUCGCGCCUACACACAAGACACCAGUCGGGAAACCGACUUUCUGACCGAUCGGGGAUUUUGGUUUUCCCUCUGCAACGCGGGUCGCCCAACCAUGGCGCCCGUACUGCAUGCAGCUCCUCAUGUUGCGUUGCUGCCGCGGCUUUCCGCCCACGCGACUCACCUCGCCCAUCGCCUAGCGAAGCGCAUCGCGUCGCCGUCAUCGUCGUCAACGCAGCAGCAGCAAGCGCCCGGGCUCCUGCGAAGACAGAGCAAUGGCGGCACGGCCGUCAUACCGACUUCGUACAAGAUCGAUGGCCCUCAGCCUGCUGCCGUGGCCGGCAUCGUGCUCGGGUCCGUCGCUGCGUUCGUCUUGAUCAUCCUCCUCCUCUUUUUCCUGUCUGGCAACGCCCCCACAUGGACCAUCACAGGCGAGGAAGAGAUCGUUGUUCGCCGUGACGACCGGUCCUCAGGCCGGCGACGCUCUCGCCGCAGCGGGACCACCAGCGAGCGGAUAGAGGUUCGAGAACGGAGCCCGCGGACACGCACAACGAUAGUGGAGGAGACGAGGCGGAGUGACAGAUACCGCCCGUCCAGCGUCAGGCAAGAAAGCAUAGUGGACGAGCGCAUCGUGGAGAGCAGGCGCGGGUCGAGACCCCCGCCGCCUCGCAGAGUGGAAGGCGACGACAUCGUCGAAGUGAUUGAGGAGGGCAGCAGCAUUAGCGACCCGCCACCUAGGAGAGAUCGGAGACGGAGGAGCUCAGGCUACAGGUACUAAGCACGAAUCAAGCAAGGAACUUGGGGUCACAAACGCAUUGAAAUCACCACGGCCUAUCAUGUGUCGCGCGUUCCGAGCCAGCAGCCGAACCCUUCAAGAUCGGUCACUCAACAGGCCGGCCACCGUGCUGUCGUAAGGACGACGUUCUCUUCUUUCUUCUUUGCAUGAACCGACUUUGCGGAAUUUUAAACUUUUUGCAGCCCCAUAAGGCGAGAUGCGUCCUCUACGUAGCACAAGCUGACGUGGCGAGAAGAUGGGCGUGGCGGAGAGCAGAGUGUACGAUACGUAAUGUCGAAGAGAGACGCUAAUGUUUCUGGUGGGCUCGCUCCGAGGAGGAGACAUGACAAGUUUACAGGUAGAGAGGCGCUCGCGGCUCUGACACUCAGGGGAUGUGCAUAUUUUCGACGUAUAAUGAUUUAUUUCUCCUUUAUGCUUCGCACUAGGAUGCCUUAAUAGCAUGCACCACACACACACACACACACUCGCGCACGCGCACAAUUUACGAGUGCGAGAGCAGCCGGUGCCUCUUGUAACAAUCGCGGCGAAAGGAAAAGAAUGAAACGGAUUUUUUUUGUUCUGUUUUUCCUUCGCCACGGCGAUCAAGUGCGCAUCCACUUGACGCACGCCAGAAGAGCAAGGCCAAGCGUACAAACGCGAUUGUUUAAACCCCCCCCCCCACCAAAAAAAAUAAGUCACGGAAGCAGUCAAAUCAAUUUC